CAUCUCCUCUUUCUUACCUCUUUCCUUAUUUCCCUUGUGUUAAAAAUUAGAGUUUUCUUUUAUCCUUAAGAACUCAGUGUCGUGAGCACCAUUUAAGAUGUACAGCUUCAUGGGAGGAGGUCUUUUCUGUGCCAUCAUGGCCAAUGUCCUCCUGGUGCUGUCCACAGCCACUGAUUACUGGAUGCAGUAUCGGCUAUCAGGUGGCUUCGCUCACCAGGGCCUGUGGCGUUACUGCAUGUCGGGCAAGUGCUACAUGCAGACGGACAGUAUCGCAUACUGGAACGCUACAAGGGCCUUCAUGAUCCUGUCUUCGAUGUCAUGCUUCGCAGGAAUCAUCGCCGGCAUUCUUUCCUUCACCCACUUCUCUGGAUUUGAGAGAUUCAGUCGUUCCUUUGCUGCAGGAAUCAUGUUUUUUGUUUCGACUCUCUUUAUUUUCCUGGCCAUGGCGAUCUACACCGGGGUUACCGUGAACUUCCUGGGAAAGCGUUUUGGUGACUGGCGCUUUUCCUGGUCCUACAUACUCGGCUGGGUUGCUAUGCUAAUGACCUUCUUUGCAGGUAUCUUUUACAUGUGUGCCUACAGAAUGCACGAGAGCAGGCGAGUCGCUGGAUCACGCUAGAAGGAUAAAAAGGAUUUAAAGAAAAAAAAAGAAAAGUAAAGAAAAAACAAUUCGUACUGAAAUAGAAUAUGUUGUCAGAACACUAC
This is a messenger RNA of Clarias gariepinus (North African catfish), 705 nucleotides long. RefSeq names its product lens intrinsic membrane protein 2.5 (gene lim2.5). The coding region runs from base 98 to 619 and encodes 173 amino acids. The record is from RefSeq and is a predicted model, not a curated record. The transcript has 5 exons. Gene Ontology annotation, molecular function: structural constituent of eye lens. Gene Ontology annotation, cellular component: plasma membrane. Lineage: Eukaryota; Metazoa; Chordata; Actinopteri; Siluriformes; Clariidae.